AAGAAAAGAUUUCCGACCGACCGACCGACAGACCCAUGUUUCUGCACCUUAAGGGCAGUACAACAUCUUUUUCGUUAGGCCUUAUACAGUGACACGAAAAUGAAUCCUUUUAUCCUAUACCAAUACUUUCAUUUUACACAGGGGUCAUUGACGGUUUCGUUCUCAGACCAGAAAUUGACGAAUGCGAUAUCGAAGGUCUUCAGUGAGCUGAGGCAGAGGGUGAUAUGGAGAUACGUAGGACCGAGACCACACCCAAUAGGCAACAACACACUCAUUCUAAAAUGGGUUCCACAAAACGAUCUAUUAGCUCAUCCGAAGAUUCGGUUCUUGAUCUACCACGGAGGUGCAGCGGGCGUACACGAAGCGGUGUACCACGGAGUCCCCAUGAUCGUCAUGCCUCAAGCCGCUGAUCAACCUGCCAAUGCCGCCAUGGUCGAAGGGAAAGGAAUGGGCUUGACCCUUGACAGCGGGACCCUGGACGAGGAGUCCUUCGGACAGGCCGUACACCGGCUCCUUGAAGACCCAAGUUUCAAGGCCAACGCGGUGCGGGCAUCGGAGAUCUUUCGCCACGACAUCGUCCACCCUCUCGACCGAGCAGUCUUCUGGAUCGAACACGUCCUCCAGUUUGGCAGCGGCCAUCUUCGCUCCAGGGCCACCGACAUGGGCUUCAUCCAGCUUCGUUCGCUAGACGUUCUCGCCUUCGUCGUCGCCUUAUUUUCUCUUUCUUUCUUCUUAAUUUGGAAACUCUGUAUUUCGAGAUGCUGUCGGCACCGGCCGCCGGCGAUGACGAGAAAUAUAGAACCCCGGCCUAAAUAACGAUACAGAGGAACCUGUAGAUAAAGACCGCUAAGGGGAGACAUUAAAAGUAGUCUAGACAGGUGGUCGUUAUGUACAGGUACAUUUGAUACAGAUUUCAAUGAGUAACGCUUUUAAAGAGAACCGA
This is a messenger RNA of Strongylocentrotus purpuratus (purple sea urchin), 943 nucleotides long. RefSeq names its product UDP-glucuronosyltransferase 2A3-like. The record is from RefSeq and is a predicted model, not a curated record. Lineage: Eukaryota; Metazoa; Echinodermata; Echinoidea; Camarodonta; Strongylocentrotidae. Bases 100 to 816 code for a protein of 238 amino acids. Gene Ontology annotation, molecular function: UDP-glycosyltransferase activity. The transcript is spliced from 3 exons.